AGAGAGGCAGGCAGCUGUCAUCCUGUCACUGCCAGCCGGCUGGCCGGGCAUUUGCUACUCUUCCGUUUUUUAUUCUUUGCAAGAAUGAUCAGCUCACCUCCUGCUUCCAUCUGCGAGUAAGAAGAGCAAGAGGAUUUCUAGGGGCUGAUGGAAAUCUUUCACGACGCCUUACGACCUGGAGAUGCCAGAGGCUGAACCCAGAAACCUUCUGCAGAUCAAACAUGUAUUUUGCCAGCAAAUAUCCCAUCAUAUCAUAGGAGAGGUUGGGUGACCCUCCGGGGCUGAAUCCUCGGCUAGGGGGUGCCCCAGAUCUCCUCCUUCCCCCAUUCUCUGUAUCUCUACCUCACUCUGGGACGGACGGAAGAUGCGUGCUUGGAAGGCCUUGGCCGGCACGCUGGCCUUUAUGGGCGUGGAUGUUACGGUGACCACACUACUCUACGAGCGUAGCCAUGGCAACAGCAGCAUCCUCCAGGACCUCAAGCACUUCAACAUCUUCGAUUCCAUGUUGGACAUCUGGGGGGCCUGCCUGUACCGGAGCUGCCUGCUUUUGGGCGCAGCCAUCGGAGUAGCCAAAAACACCAACUACGGCCCCAAGCGGUUGAAAAGGUCCCGGAUCUUUAUCACCCUGGUCUGCCUGGCGGUGGGGAUUUACGCCCUCGUCAAGCUGCUGCUCUACGCGGAGGUGAGGAAGACCAUCAAAGACCCUUGGUUCUGGAGUCUCUUUGCCUGGACGUACCUCUCCCUGGCAGCCACCUAUGGUUUGUGGCAGCUCCUGGCCUCCGUGAGACCCUCCAGGGAGACCUUGGGAGUGAAUUCCGAGUCCAGGACGGAAGCAGAGGAAAUUGGGGACCCAGUUUCGUCUCCCGGUGCUCAGGAAAAGAAAGAGGAGGCGUCGGCAGCCACCAUUUGCAAGCUCUUGUCCUACACGAAACCAGAUGCUCACUUUCUAGCCAUAGCCUUUUUCUUCCUCAUCCUUGCUGCUUUAGGAGAGACCUUCCUUCCAUACUACACAGGCCGGGCCAUUGACGGAAUAGUAAUACAGAAGAGCAUGGAGCAGUUUUCCAUGGCAGUGGUGAUGAUGGCUAUGCUAGCCAUAGGAAGCUCAUUUGCCGCAGGUAUCCGGGGCGGCCUCUUCACCCUAGUUUUCGCUAGGCUGAACAUCCGGCUUCGCAACACGCUGUUCCGAUCGCUGGUCUCCCAGGAAAUGAGUUUCUUCGACGAAAAUCUUACCGGUGACAUUAUUUCCCGGCUCACGUCGGACACGACGAUUGUGAGCGACCUGGUUUCCCAGAACAUCAACAUCUUCCUGCGCAACAUGGUCAAGGCCACCGGCAUCAUCGUUUUUAUGUUCAGCCUUUCAUGGAAGCUUUCCUUGGUGACCUUCAUGGGCUUCCCCAUCAUCAUGCUCAUGUCAGACCUUUAUGGGAAAUACUACAAGAAGCUCUCCAAGGAGGUUCAGAGCGCUCUGGCAAAAGCCAACAACACAGCCGAGGAGACCAUCUCAGCCAUGAAGACGGUCCGCAGCUUCGCCAACGAGGCCGUGGAGGCCAAUGUUUAUUGGGAGAAGCUGCAGCAGGUCUACAAGCUCAACAAGAAAGAAGCCAUGGCCUACACUUACUACGUGUGGUCCAACGGGCUGACGCUCCUUAUUGUCCAAGUCAGCAUCCUGUACUAUGGAGGCCACCUGGUGAUCUCUGACCAGAUGACCAGCGGAAACUUGAUCUCCUUCAUUAUUUACGAAUUCGUUCUGGGAGACUGCAUGGAGUCCAUCGGCUCCGUCUACAGUGGACUGAUGCAGGGUGUUGGCGCCGCUGAGAAAGUCUUUGAGUUCAUAGACCGGGAGCCAACCAUGGUGAGCGAUGGGACCCUGGCCCCCAGCCAGCUGGAAGGCAAAGUGGAGUUCCGGAACGUGACCUUUGCCUAUCGCACCCGGCCUGCAACCCAAGUCUUACAGAAUGUCUCCUUCACCCUCCCUCCUGGGAAAGUGACGGCUUUGGUGGGGCCCUCGGGCAGCGGAAAGAGCUCUUGCGUCAGCAUUAUCGAGAACUUCUACCCGCUCCAAGAUGGACAAGUCCUGCUGGAUGGCCAGCCUAUUAACAUGUACGAGCACAAAUACCUGCACUCAGUGAUUUCUUUGGUGAGCCAAGAGCCGGUGCUGUUUGCCCGAUCUAUUGCAGAAAACAUCUCGUACGGCUUGUCCUCUGCCCCAUACGAGUCGGUGGUUCAAGCUGCCCAAAAGGCUAACGCUCAUGUGUUUAUUACAGAACUGCAAGAUGGCUACCACACAGAAGCUGGCGAAAAAGGAACCCAACUUUCUGGUGGUCAGAAGCAGAGGGUGGCGAUCGCGAGAGCUUUAAUCAGAAAUCCCCCCGUCCUGAUUCUUGAUGAAGCCACGAGUGCCCUGGAUGCGGAGAGCGAGCAUGCGAUUCAAAGAGCCAUUUACGAGGAUGUCCAGAACCACACGGUGCUUGUUAUAGCCCACAGGCUAAGCACUGUGGAGAAGGCGCACAAUAUCAUUGUUCUCGACAAGGGCUGUGUGGUACAGCAAGGGACGCACAAGCAGCUGAUGGAAGAAGGAGGCCUUUAUGCCCGGCUGGUGCAAAGACAGAUCCUGAGCCAUGAAACCGGUACAGGGGACAGCUGUCAGUUGGAUGGCAGCUUGGCGGGCAACAGGAGAGAGUCUCCAAAAACAGGAGUGGCUUAAGAGCUCAGGGCGGGGGGCAUCACGUCACACAAGCUGUGCUUGACAAUUUUGAACAGGACCGCCCUGCUGAAUUCGGCGGUGAAAGUGCGAAGGAGUCAUGCUGAAAUUUGAAAGGAAGGAUUCUCCUCUCUAGCAUAGCUUCACCAACGUUUCCUGUCUGAGGGUCUUUGUUUACACGUCUUAAGCAGUCAGUGUGUGGAGCACACCGUUCCCACUAGACAGCGCCCCUCUGAGCCGCAAGAGAACCGGGGGGGGGCUAAAAUUUCCACAGUAGCCCCUCGUGUUCUCUUCUUCCACCGAUACGCAUGCAAAAUUUUGUUAUUAAUUAAAAUGGGUGUGAUUUGGGGUGCAUGCACUGGAAUGACCUGAGAAGGAUCUCUAAAAGUGGCUUUCUGGACUGGUGAGGGAAUCCCUGGCUUAGAUCUGGUGUCCUAAACCAUUGGUUGCAGUUUGGACCACUCCGGUGCCUAGAAGUAUCCUGUGUUACUUCCAUUCAGUUCACUUGGACCUAAAAGCAUGGCAUGCUCACGAAAGCGUUAUUUUAUUUGAGGUGUUUGGCUCACAGUUUUGACCAUCCUGUCUGCAGGAUUUGCAGUAAUGACUCUUGGUUCUGGAUGCUCUGAUCUGAAAUAUGCAGAAUCAUACAUGAUGCUUUUGUGGGGGGCGCAGGGGAGAAGGAGCGAGAGCUUUUAAUAUUCUUUAAACGGGGCAUCCAGAAUCAUAAUUCCUUUUUUGUGUGUGUUCAGCCCCUCACAAGCAAGGCUGCAGCCGAAUUUCUUUCCAUAUAGAUGAAACUUAGUUGAGGAUCCAGUGGAUAAACUUUUCCCGUAGAGGCUGUCUAAGAGAGAUCCUUCUUCCCACACACACUUUGGUUAGCUUCCGAUCUGGGGGAGGGAAACAGCCAUUGAAUUGCCACAAAAUUAUUUUACAUUUCUGGCUUGGACAUGUCGUUACACAGACCGUUGAGCAUCCCACUUUCACAGCAAAUAAGACAAUCGUAUAUUUUAAAUCAGCAGGGUCCACCGGGAACAUUUCCCGGCUGAGCCUUGUUGAAAGAGGUGGAGAUCGUGCAAGAUCGUCAACUCACCAUUAUUUUGCACGCCUUCCAGUUCUUUCCUCCUAGUGGCUUGUGCUACAGUGGUGGGCAUUGGGGAUGAUGAGAAGUUCCCCCUAAAUCUUGCUUAAGCACCUUCAAUUAAAACCUUUUUAUUUCCCCCAAUCUUCAGGUUAUUGGGGUUAUUCUGUUCUUGGUUACGUAGUGAAACAAGGGAGAAUUAAAAAGAAGACCAAAAUCUCAAGUUCUACCUCCCUUUGGAUUCGAUUAAUUUGUCCCAGUCUUGUUACAGCUUCGUGAAGAAUCAGGAGGAGUUCUUUGAUGGUUAACACACGGAGGGCGACCAAAAGCAAAAACUUGACGGUGACUUGAGUAAUUAGCGUUUUAAAAAUAAUAUUUUGUUGUUCUCUGUUUCUAGCCUCUCCAGUUGCACUAGGUUGGAAAAUGACCACAAGCACUUUAGCUCAUUUUAGUUUAUUUCUGAUAUUUCAAGGCUGCUGUGUUUUGAGCAGGUUUUUGUUCGCAAUAUUUAAGAGAAACCUAUAAUAUUUUAGCAAUAUUUUACAAACACUUUACAAAAUAAUAAUAAAAAGACUACCUCUGAUAAUUCAUGGUUGGUA
Pogona vitticeps (central bearded dragon) is the source of this 4378-nucleotide messenger RNA. RefSeq names its product ATP binding cassette subfamily B member 9 (gene ABCB9). Gene Ontology annotation, biological process: transmembrane transport; peptide transport. Gene Ontology annotation, molecular function: ATP binding; ATP hydrolysis activity; ABC-type peptide transporter activity. The record is from RefSeq and is a predicted model, not a curated record. NCBI's taxonomy places the organism in Eukaryota, Metazoa, Chordata, Lepidosauria, Squamata, Agamidae. Gene Ontology annotation, cellular component: lysosomal membrane.